Molecule: messenger RNA, 1856 nt
Organism: Sipha flava (yellow sugarcane aphid)
Lineage: Eukaryota; Metazoa; Arthropoda; Insecta; Hemiptera; Aphididae
Product: sperm-associated antigen 6-like
Exons: 11
Coding region: 34-1833 (599 amino acids)
Biological process (GO): cilium movement
Cellular component (GO): microtubule cytoskeleton
Molecular function (GO): microtubule binding
Source: RefSeq, a predicted model, not a curated record
AUUAAGAAUUAAACAUGUUAUACGAGGUAUAGAAUGUACAAACGAUUGAGACCGUGGAUUUCAGUUACAAUACAUUAUAGAAUACGCAGAUAUUUGAAAUUAUUUGAGGAAAUAGAAACGACGCAAAAAAAGGACAACUAUUUAUUUGAAAUGUUUUACAUCGUGCCUACAUUUAUGCAGUCAAAUCAUAUUUUUAUCAGACACGUUGUGUACGAGAUACAUUUUAUACUGAAGAAUGCUUUUGAUAAUUAUGCGAAAAGUCAGUUGACAUUUAUUCAGAGCAUAACAGAUUUAGCGGCCAAGCCAAAUUAUGUCGAAUGUUUAUACGAAAAUAAUGUUAUCGAUAUAGUUCUACCAUUAGUUACUAACAUAAAUCCAACUGUGAGAAUGAAUGCGGUUUUGAGUUUGGCGAGAUUGGCUGGCAAUAGCGAAAAUUGUGCCAAACAAAUUCUGUGUUCGAAAGACUUACUUAAUCGGUUGCUCGGACAAAUCAUUAAGGAAAAUAAAUAUUACAAAAAAAGUUGCAUGCACCUCAUUAAAAGUCUUAGUAAAUACUCAGCCAUAAAUUCUAAAAUUGUAUUGAAAGAAUGUGGAGGAAUAAAUGCUUUAUUAACAUGCAUGAAAGACUUUGAUGUAUACGUCAGAGAAGGUGCUAUGCAAGCAAUUACUUCCAUUGCUCGCCAUGACGCCAGCCUCUCACAAUUCCUGAUUGACUCCGGCGUGUUACCUCAAAUAAUUUCAUGUUUAAAAGAACAACAUCAAAAUUUAAAACUAUGUGCUUUAACAGUAUUGGAUGAGAUAGCCAAGCAAAACCAACAUUUGGCCCAAAUAGUUGUGGAAGUAUCUACUUUGCCACUUGUGAUGAAUUAUUUAUCUCAAAACUUUACUGAUGUUAAAGUUCAAAGAAGUGCAUUGAUAUUGUUGAAAAACAUUGUUAAACAUUCGCUGUUAUUGACUGAAAGUGCAAUUGAGUCUAACUUAUUCCCAGAAAUAUUGUUGUUAAUGGCGCACCCGGAUGAACUUAUACGUGUCAAUGCUGCCAAAGUCAUUUGUGAAAUAGUUAAACAAAGCGUUCAAAUAGCUCAAUUAGUUGUUAACAAUGGUGGAAUAGCUUCAUUGAUAAAUGUGAUUUCGUGUAGCAAAGAACACCCGGCUACCCCUGCUAUACUUGCAUUAGGAUAUAUUUCCGCCAUGUCACCAUUACUUGCAUCAGCUGUAAUUCAAUCCAAGGGAUUGCUGCACUUGAUUGCUAUUUUAAAAAGCAAUGUGGAUAGAUUUACGAAAGCCGGCGCGAUUUGGACAAUAGGCUUGAUAGGGCAACACAGUUCUGAACAUUCGAGGAGUGUUGCAGCUUCUGAUGCUUUAAACAUUAUGAUGGACAUAUACAUUAACUCAAAUUUGGAAAAUGAAUGCAAACAUAAAUGUAGAACUGCUCUUCAACUAAUAUUGAAAGAAUGUGACGAUUACACAGUUUUUGAAAACUUGUUAACGCCAUCAACUCCCGUUGAGAUUAUGACAUUUAUACUAAAUAAGAUCAGCAAAAUAUUGCCGAAAAAUACGAAAUCACGAAGAAGCUUUAUUACAAAUGGUCUUCUGAAAAUGAUUCAAAAUCUUAAGCCAGAAAUUGAUUCAGAAUUAUUUCAAGUUAUCCAAGCGGUAAAUUGUUGUUUCCCAGAGGAUAUUAUACAAAUGGUAGCCGGAGAUUUCCCCGAAACUGUCAUGAAAAAAGUAGACAAAUAUGUACCAGAAAAUCAUUGUUUGUUUUACAAUCGUCAGGUUAAAGAUGGGAAAAUCCCUCCUCCGAAUGAACCAUAUUUAUCUGGUGAAGAAUAGUUUUUUGAACAAUAUUUUGUCAA